CAUCUUUUUGCCAUUGAGGGGGGUGAUAUACCAGACCAACCUCACCUGCCAAACUGCGCAGGUAUCGCGCCGGCCGCGCGUGAUGUGACCGUUUUUUGCAAGGCCCCCCGUCAAGGUCAGCCACGCGGUGCCGACUUUGCCGGGUAGCGCGACAUCGGGGGAAAUACCUGCUCAUACACGCCCUCGAUACGAGGAUGGACGACGAUGAAGAGGCAUCUAUUGGCAAGGCUCAUGACGCUGGCAAAUGGCGAGACGACAGUCAAGACGCCAUGUCCUCGAAGGAGGAAAUCGUGCAGGAGGCCGACGUCAAGAUGGAUCUGCCAAAGGAUGAAAUCGAGAUUGAGAAUGUCAUUGUUCAACCUAGUCUCACCGAUUGGGAUGGGCCAGACGACCCCGAAAACCCGCGCAACUGGACGUAUCGCAAGAAGAUGUACCAUAUGAGCGUGGCAACUGCAAUUGCCUUUCUUUGCCCCUUUGGAUCCUCCGUCUACACACCAGGCCAUGAAGAGGUCGCGAGGAUGUUCGGCGUCUCUGUGGAGAUCGCCCUCCUCCCCUUCACCUUCUACCUGCUCGGCCUCAGCUUCGGCCCCAUCAUUGCAGGCCCGUCGUCCGAAACAUUCGGUCGAAGAGCCGUCUAUGUCUCCGCCUUGCCCGCCAUGGCCGCAUUCACUCUCGGCGCCGGCUUUUCGCAGAACAUCACCGCUCUCACUCUCUGUCGCUUCUUCGCUGGCCUUUUUGCUAGUCCAGGCCUCAGUAUUGGCACAGCGAUGGUGUCUGAUUUUCUCGCGCCGGAGGAACGCGGUGGUCCUGUUGCCGUGUUCAUCACCAUGGUUCAGAUGGGCCCAGUCUUCGGCCCCAUCAUCGGCGGCUACGUCACCGAAGGCGAAAGCUGGCGCUGGACGCAGUGGGUCAUCCUCUUCGGCCUCGUCUUCGCCUUCGCCCUCGCCUGGUUCAUGAACGAGUCCUACAAGACCGUCCUCCUCAAACGUCGCGCCAAGCAGCGCGGCCUCAAUGCUUCCAUCACACCCUCAAAAUCCACCCUGUGGGAUGCCGUCCGAUACUUCCUCACAAAGACCAUCACUCGCCCUAUCUACAUGAUGUGCACCGAGCCCAUUGUUGCAUGCUUCGACAUUUAUAAUGCUUUCAACUUUGGCAUCCUCAAUGCCUUUUUCGCUGCUUUCUCCUGGACUUUCGAAACGGUCUAUGGUUUCGGCAUCGGCGCCACCGGCCUCACCUACCUCGGCCAAGCAGUCGGCAGCAUCGCAGGCCUGAUCAUCAUCCUCGUCGUCUACCGCACCUAUUGGACGCGCGAAUCCCGCAAAGCCAAAGCGGCCGGCAAGGCGAACAUGGCGCCCGAGAAGCGGCUGAUCAUCGCCAAGAUCGGGGCGCCGAUGUUUCCUAUUUCGAUGUUUUGGUUUGGCUGGACCGCGAGACCUGAUAUCCAUUGGAUCUCGCCUGUCAUCGCUGAGGGCUUCUUCAGUUGUGGCAAUCUGCUCAUUUUUGUUUGCACGGGGCUGUAUUUCACGGAUUGCUAUGGUUCGCUGUACUCCGCCUCUGCAUGGUCGUCGUGUACUUUUAUCCGGUACUUGGCGGCGUUUGGAUUUCCGCUCUUCAUCGUGCAGGUGUAUGAAGCAUUGGGUGUCGGCUGGGCCACAUCUUUGCUCGGUUUCGUGGGCGUGGCUCUCAUGCCUGUGCCCUUUGUAUUGCAUCGUUACGGCGAGCGGCUACGACGUCGGAGUAAAUUCAGUUCAGGGGAAUGAGCAUUCAAUCCUGUGUUGCAUUAUUGUUAACUAUAGACU
This is a messenger RNA of Neohortaea acidophila, 1799 nucleotides long. Its product is annotated as benomyl/methotrexate resistance protein. Gene Ontology annotation, biological process: spermine transport; transmembrane transport; spermidine transport. Bases 195 to 1760 code for a protein of 521 amino acids. The record is from RefSeq and is a predicted model, not a curated record. The transcript has 8 exons. Lineage: Eukaryota; Fungi; Ascomycota; Dothideomycetes; Mycosphaerellales; Teratosphaeriaceae. Gene Ontology annotation, molecular function: spermine transmembrane transporter activity; spermidine transmembrane transporter activity.